CUCGUUCAUUUAUUUAUUUUUUUUCCGCCGACUUUUCCUGCAGCCUGCCAUUCCGUCACGAUGAUUUUUAGUUUCCUUCUCCAUCGGACUCCCCGAUGUUGUGCAGCCUGCUGCGCGGAGGCGUGAAUCCUUGUCGAGUAGAGGUGGAUCUUCCCGGAUACGUCGAGGAGGUAUAUUAAAUACCAACAUUUUCUUUCUUUAAAAAAAAAAAAAAGGAAGAGUUUGACGGAACCCCCCUACCCACCCACCCCACCUUCCAAAAUCCCACAAUGCCGCGGAGGAAACAAGAAGCGCCGAAGCGCGCGGCAGCCUAUUCCCCCGAGGACACAACAGAGCACACUGUGGAGGACGAGGAGGCGGAAGCAGAUGACCUGCCCGCGGCCCCUGAGGAUGACCUUCCCGUGAGGGACGAGUUUGUGGAGGAGAGCGGAGGGCCCGCCAGGGAGCAGGCGAGUGACCAGGAAUCAGCUGGGGCCGCCGAGCUCUCGGGACAAGAGGUGGACGUGGAGUCACAAGUCAGUGAGACCAGUGACUGUCUCUCAGACUUUGAGAGUCCCUCAAGAAAAGCCGAGGGCAACUUGGUCCCGGCACCCCUGAACGGCGACGCCAAAACGCCUCCCGCGGGCAUGGACACCUUGGAACAAAUGAAGGUCAUAUACUCCAGCUUCCUCACUGGGCCCCUGUGGUCCCCGCUGAGCUUCAAUUCCACGUCGCCACAGGCGCAGACGUCGGCCUCUGCGGAGAAGCCAGCUCGCAGCAACAGCACCAGCAGCAACAGUAGCUGCAGCAGCGGUAACUAUGACUGGCACCAGUCCGCGGUGGCGAAGACGCUACAGCAGCAGACUCCCCAGAGCCGCCACCCCGCGCAAUCUGAGCCCAGCCUCUUCAGUACAGUGCAGCUCCACAGGCAAAACCCCAAGCUCUUCGGCUCAAUCUUCACUGGGGCCAGUAAGUUCCGGUGCAAGGGCUGCAGUGCCGCUUACGACACCCUGGUGGAGCUGACCGUUCACAUGAAUGACACAGGCCACUACCGCGACGACAACCACGACAAGGCUGGCGGCGGCUCCAAGCGCUGGUCGAAGCCACGUAAGCGAUCCCUGAUGGAGAUGGAGGGGAAGGAGGAUGCCCAGAAAGUCCUGAAGUGCAUGUACUGUGGACACUCCUUUGAAUCGCUCCAGGACCUCAGCGUCCACAUGAUCAAGACCAAACACUACCAGAAAGUGCCUCUGAAGGAGCCCAUGGCCCCUUUGGCGGCCAAGAUAAUAUCUUCUAAGAAAAGGGGACUUGUGGGGUUGGACCUCACGGCAGCGCCACGUUCUCGAGAAGGAACCCCCAGAGCUAAGCACCAACAGGCAGACCAGGGUGAACCCCCGCAGAAACCUUCCUCCAGCCCCUACACAACCCCUAACAACCGCUACGGCCACCAGAACGGUGCCAGCUACACGUGGCAGUUUGAAUCCAACAAAUUUCAGAUCCUCAAGUGUAUGGAGUGUGGGAGUUCCCACAAUACACUGCAAGAGCUGAGAACCCACAUGAUGGUGACUGGACACUUCCUGAGGGUGACCAGCUCUGUGGGGAAGAGAAUCAAAACACUUCCUGAGGCCACCUCCCCCAACCCUGGCAGGGUUACCACACCUACUGAACAGAGGGUCCAAUCCGUGCCACUCGCACCCUCCACCUUCUCUCCUCCACCUCUUCAAACUACGACAAGUCCCCCCGCUACCUCCCCUCCUCUCAAGGAUAUUAAAAAGGAGGAGGUGGAGGAGGAGUGCUCUAAGCAAGAGGCUGUGAGAAAUGAGAAGCGAGUUACGCCGUCAGUUGGGAAGGAGGAGGAUGCUGAGAAGGAGGAAAAAUAUGACAUCUCCAAGUAUAGCUAUCUUACGGAAGAGGAUCUGAAGGAGAGCCCUAAAGGCGGCUUUGACAUUCUCAAAUCACUGGAAAACACUGUGACAUCAGCCAUCAACAAGGCACAGAGUGGGAACCCGAGCUGGGGGGGCUAUCCUAGCAUCCACGCAGCCUACCAGUUCCCCAACGCCCUCAACCUCCAGCAGGGCAUGAUGGAAAAGAAUUCCCCGCUGAAGUUCUUGUUCAACGGAGGAGAUGGAGCGCUGUCCUCCCUCGCAAAGAACCAGCCCCUCGUUUCCCCACCUCUCAGUCAGUCCUCCCCGUUCCCCAGCAACAACUUCCAGGCGAUGGAGGAUCUAGUUAAAAAAGUGACUGAGAAAGUAGCGAAAGUAGAGCAAAGGGUGAAGCUGUUGUCUCCAAAGAUGGAGAGCCACCCCUCUCCCUGCAGCAGUGAGGCCGGAGGGUCGCAUCGGGACGGAGAGGCCGACUCGCCUCGGGAAUGGAGGGCAGUCACCCCAGCCAAUAGCGACAGGGGAAGCCAUAGCGACCGAGCGUCCCCGGCAACCGAACCCAAGAGAGAGCGAGCAGUCCAAUCUCCACUUGCCUCUACGCUGAGAUGCAGUACAGCCAUUAUCACUGGCCACACUCCUCCAGAGCAGCCCUUUGUCAACCCUCUAAGUGCUCUUCAGUCAGUAAUGAACAUUCAUUUGGGGAAAGCAGCCAAGCCCUCCUUGCCAAACCAGGAUCCCCUGAGCCUGCUCUCCAGGCUCAACCAGAGCAUGGCUGAGAGGGCCGCCGUGGCCGCUCCUCCCUCACAAACCAAAAAGCCGGAAAGCCUAGUUGAUAAUAGCUUUUGCCAGCCCAGUGAUGAUCAGCCUAUGGACCUUACUAAAGGGAAAAGUGAUCGAGGCGGCUCUGUAGGCUCAGCCCCCCUAACCCCUUCGUCCACCGCGUCCUCCAUCUCCCCCACGUCCAUUUACACUCCUGCAAAGCUGACGGUUGUCUCUCCCUACACAUCCAGCAGCCCUCUGCAUGAAAACGCUUUGUCAGAUAUCUCAGACAUGCUGAGGAACCUCACCCAGUCACACCACGUCCCAAAGCCGACCUCGCGGUCCCGGGUCACGGACAAAGCCGAGAUCUCGGGCUCCGCUCAUGAGGACGACGAGGCGUCCCUGCACGGCCACAAACGCAAAGGCCGUCACUCCAACUGGAACCCCCAGCACCUCCUCCUCCUGCAGGCCCACUUUGCCUCAAGCCUGAGGCAGACGUCAGAGGGCAAGUACAUCAUCAACGACCUGAGCCCGCAGGAGAGAAUGCACGUGUCUCGGUUCACGGGCCUCUCCAUGACCACCAUCAGCCACUGGCUGGCCAACGUCAAGUACCAGCUAAGGAGAACCGGCAGGACCAAGUUCCUCAAGAACCUGGACUCGGGUCAACCUAUAUUCUUCUGCAGUGACUGUGCCUCGCAGAUCCGCACCCCGGCAGCGUAUGUGUGCCACCUGGAAGCCCACCUAGGGUUCAGAAUCAGGGACCUGGCCAAGCUGUCCCCUAAGCAGACUGGCAGGGACACCCACACUCUCUCUGAGAAACUGGUGCCCCUGGAGUCCUUCCUUUCUCCACAAUCACAAGACGACUGCAGCGGCAAUGGGGCCGUGUUCCGUUGCCAGCUAUGCGUCCGUAAAUUUGCCACUAAGCACGCCAUCAAGCUUCACCUCAGCAAGAGCCACGGGAAGUCUCCGGAGGACCAUCUGCUGUAUGUGAGCGAAGUAGAGAAACACUAAAUUACUCUCAGCAGCAGACUUACUGGAAAACAGAUGUAGAAACUAAACUAAAACCGUAUAUAUUUGAAAGUGUGGUAAUGCACAAAGAUGGAAUUAACUACUGUUAAAAUAGUCAGCACAUGGUGUUUACAUCUAUUCGACCUUAAAAAAAAACGUUUCCCUGUAUUUCACCAAAAUAUAGCGUAGGUUGCAGACCUUCAGCCGGAUGAGCGGAGGACGGAUCAUUUCAUGAUCUUGGUGAAUCUCUUGACUAGGUCAGCUAAUAACCUGAAGUGUAUUAACUUUAUUGUAUUUAUUUUGUACUUUGUGAGUUUGGUUCUGAUUUGCUGGUAGACUGCAUGUUCAACAAGUUUUACUGUUAACAUUUGUACAAUCCUGUCCUUUCCUGUCUACAUUUUGAAAUGCCCCUUCAAGCUGGUCAUUGUUCUAACUCCUUAAAACAGCCAAAUGCCUGGGAACGCCCCUUUUAAAAAAUAUAUAUCUGCCAUACAGCAACGGUUCAUUGCUUGUUUUUUUUUUUUUUUUUU
Molecule: messenger RNA, 4153 nt
Organism: Pungitius pungitius (ninespine stickleback)
Lineage: Eukaryota; Metazoa; Chordata; Actinopteri; Perciformes; Gasterosteidae
Gene: tshz3a
Product: teashirt zinc finger homeobox 3a
Exons: 2
Coding region: 270-3626 (1118 amino acids)
Biological process (GO): regulation of transcription by RNA polymerase II
Cellular component (GO): nucleus
Molecular function (GO): DNA binding; DNA-binding transcription factor activity, RNA polymerase II-specific
Source: RefSeq, a predicted model, not a curated record